This is a messenger RNA of Aethina tumida (small hive beetle), 1203 nucleotides long. RefSeq names its product zinc finger protein 622. Gene Ontology annotation, biological process: ribosomal large subunit biogenesis. Gene Ontology annotation, molecular function: nucleic acid binding; zinc ion binding. Bases 55 to 1158 code for a protein of 367 amino acids. The transcript has 3 exons. Gene Ontology annotation, cellular component: preribosome, large subunit precursor. Lineage: Eukaryota; Metazoa; Arthropoda; Insecta; Coleoptera; Nitidulidae. The record is from RefSeq and is a predicted model, not a curated record.
UUAACCACAGACACCCAUAACCUAUAAACGUCAAAUUGUACAUGUGUUGAAACAAUGUCAGAACUGACCCAAAUUAAAGAUUCUUUCACGUGUAUUACUUGCCGGGUUGCUUUUAAAGAUGCGGAUAUUCAAAGAUUGCAUUACAAAAGUGAUUGGCAUAGGUACAACUUGAAACGAAAAGUCGCCGAAUUGCCACCCGUAACCAGCGAGGAAUUUCAAAGACGCGUCCUGAACCAAAGAAACAACGAUGAACUACUCAAACAAGACACCAGUAUGUACUGCAAUGCCUGUAGAAAAUCGUUUGGAAACCAAAAUGCGUACGACAAUCAUUUGAAUUCCAAAAAACACAAGGAUAACCUAAAGAAACAUGAUGAAUCAAAGGAUAAAGUGAUAAGCAAGGGGAAUAACGAAAAUAAAAUGGAUGUUGAAGAGGUUGAUGAGGAAGUUGACUCUGAUGAAUGGGAUGAAGACAUUGAAAAUCCAAUUGAUAAUAAUGAUUGUAUAUUUUGUUUGCAUCACAGUCGCAACUUCAUAAAAAAUUUAGAACACAUGACUGUGGUACAUUCGUUUUUUAUUCCAGACAUAGAGUUUUGUACAGACUUAGAAGGCUUACUUAGAUAUUUAGGGGAGAAAAUUUCAGAAGGUUUCAUGUGUCUGUGGUGCAAUGAAAAAGGUAGAACAUUCCACUCAGCUGAUGCUGCCAGAAGCCACAUGCUAGACAAAGGUCACUGUAAAAUGCUUCAUGAAGGGCUUACUUUAGCUGAAUAUGCAGAUUUCUAUGACUAUUCAUCAUCUUAUCCAGAUGCAGACAAAGAAGUAGAUGUGGAUGAGGAAGUUGAUGUUCCUGAAUUGGAGGCUUCAGAAUAUCAACUGGUGUUGCCCUCUGGGGCAACUGUGGGUCACAGAAGUUUGAUGCGUUACUACAGACAAAGCAUUAAUCCUAAUGCAGUAGUUGUUUCCAAUAAAGGUAAUAAGAAACUGCACAAAGUAUUGGCUCAUUAUAGGUCAUUGGGAUGGACUGCAACCCAGCAAGCUGCAGCUGCAAAGAAAGCAAGAGAUUUGCAUUAUAUGAAGAGGAUGCAAUCAAAAUUCCAAAUGAAACUGGGUCUUAAGGCCAAUAAGUUCCAGCCACACUUCAGACAGCAAGUCAAUUUCUAACAUUGUUAACUAUGCAUAUGGUUGUUAUUAUAUAAUUUUAUAAUA